AUGGCCGUUCCGAAGCCCCCAAUCGAGCUCAAGGACCACUGCACCGUUCUGCACAAGGACGUGUUGUACGUCUACUCGCCGGCCGGAUUUAUGUCGCUUCCUCUCAAAGAGGGUGCGAAAUGGAGUCAACUGGACAUGGGCACAUCUGUGACGGGAGGUUCAUGCUUCAAAGGCAGCACUGAUGGAGAUGUGAACAACCCGGCCUUUUACGUGGUAGGCGGCACCGGCGGCUCGGACGAGUAUCUCGGCGUCCAGAGCUACUCGUUUUUGGAUAAGAAAUGGAGGUACCCGAAGCUGGAUGGACGGGAUAUAAAAAACCGCGUCAACCACGAUGCCAUCUACCUCAGCUCUCCGCCCUCGAUCCUCGUUUUUGCUGGCUCUGCAGACGGAAACCCGAACCCUUCGGUGCAAACGUUUACGAUCCUCAUGUCCCCCGAAUUAUACCACAUAGAGUCGCACAACCAACCAGUUCCCCCUUCCAUCAGACCGAUCCUUUUACCCUGGAGCGAUGGCACGGCGAUAGUUGUUGGAGGCAGCGCGGAUAACAAUAAGGUCUAUCAAUUCAUUAACAAUGGGUGGCAGCCCACCGAUUCCAUUCUUGAAAAUCCAAUUGGAGAUCCGGCCACAAAUCUUGUUACCAUUAAUCCUUAUAUAGACGGACAAAAAUCUUUGCAGGUUUUCAACUUUGGGACAUCACCGACCUCGGUUCGCAUGGAUAGCUUGAAGCCGGCAGGCGGCCCGCCCCAUCGACGGUCGAUUCAUCGCUCCCGGCACCACUCUCACUCCAAUAUACGGAAACGAGCCCCUUCCCCAGGCUCGUACCCCGCCUAUAACGCGACACUCGCUCCCACGGGGACCCGUACGGGUGCCGCCAUUGCCUUUGACCCAGAAGACCCGAAAGGGAGAGUGGUGAUAUCCGGUGGUGGCACCGAAGAGCCCAUCGUCGUGUUCGAUCAAAAAAACAAUGAGUGGCUAGAUGUCGCUCAUAUCUUUUCUUCGGUUACUACUUCUUCAACCUCGUCCUCUUCGACCAUGUCAUCUACUAUGCUUUCCACUAGUAGUACAAUGUCGUCUACUAUAACUGCGGCCCCAACCUUGACCUCUAUUCCCUCCGAGUCAGUAACCUCCACUUCUAGUGAUAGAGUUGGCGGCGUUGUCCCUCCGGAUGGCCGUACCUUGACCAUUAUCGGUGCCACACUAGGCUCUCUCUUGGGUAUCGGGGCAAUUGUUAUCAUUAUCCUACUCCUACUUGCUUGGAGGCGUCGGACCAGCUUGUAUAGUCAACAUACCAAGGAAAAGCACAUGAAUUCGGACAAUAAGGACAGGCUCAGCUUCCAGGAUGCAGGCAUGGAGCCACUCACUCGUUCAGUGCAACCGAUGGCAAGAGGGCCCGUUCCUUCAACCGAUUCCUGGGCAUUCGUUGCUGGACACUCCGAAGACUAUUCCCGAGGAUCUGUGAACCUACGACCGCCCACCCGGGGCAUACCCAUAUCUGAAAAGGGUCCUAGCCCGCUUCGAGAUAUGGAGGUAAACCAGGAGCGGCCAAGCAGUGAGCUGUAUCCAUCAGAUUCCAAAGGACCCGUUUUUGGUGCAGUGGUUGACCCAAGACACACCCAGACCGACGGGCGGCUCACUGAUGAGGGAUGGAGUAAAUAUUUCCAAGGCGACAGGGACAACAAAUCGUCGAGAUCCAAUACCUCUUCUAUUGACUCUAAAUCGGACUACAAAUCGGACUAUAAAUCGGAUUAUCGAGGCAGCGGGUGGCCGCACGUAUCAGCCGAAGUUCCACCUCUGAAUGUCGCUCGGUUGGGUGGACCGCAACCCCUAGGACAGGUCUCAAGCGGUAGCCCUAGCACCGAACAUCCUCCCAGGUGGGCUUUCUCACAACACCAGGGGAUGGCCGCCAAAAUAUCCAGCGCAGACUCUGUCAGCAUUAAUUCAGAUGACUACUAUGACGACAGAAGAGACACUCGAACCGAUGCUUUCUCGUCCGGCAUCCCAGCUAGUACCCAUGACGUGGACCGCUGGGGUAGAGCGUCGAAAGAGCCUCGUGUGGCAAGUAGUAAUUAUUCUAAUAGCGUAUACUUCGAUAACCCAGGUCUUCUGCCUGGAAGUUCGGACCGAUACCUAGCGCCAAUGCCUCAUGACAGUCGAGUCCCCUCUUACGGACGUACCAAUCGUUCAGUGAACAGGGGCAUCCUCAGCUCGGAUAUCAGCUGGCUCAAUAUCGGGAACAACAGACAUUGA
Molecule: messenger RNA, 2247 nt
Organism: Arthroderma uncinatum
Lineage: Eukaryota; Fungi; Ascomycota; Eurotiomycetes; Onygenales; Arthrodermataceae
Exons: 1
Coding region: 1-2247 (748 amino acids)
Molecular function (GO): protein binding
Source: RefSeq, a predicted model, not a curated record